UGCGUUUCCAAGAUGGCGGCUCCCAGAACUUGACUUGGUGAAACGCAGUAAAAACGUAAGUAGAACCGCCUAAACUCUUCUUUAUGAUCAUAUUUCAGACAGAAACAUGAGACUUUUGGGGACGGUGUUGAAACAAAUCCACAAACCGGCCGUUUAUUCCACUCACCGCCGCCGUCUGAGCUCCAGAGCCACCGGCGGACCGUCUCCGCUCCGGGUCGAGGCUCCGGUCGUCGGGUCAAACCGGGAACUCGUGCUGAGCCUCGGCCUCCAGGUGGAGGUGAGGACCGGCUUCAUCACCGAGGAGGAGGAGGCUGCUCUCCUGCAGGAGCUGGAACCUGGUCUGAGGAGGAAACGCUACGAGUUCGACCACUGGGACGAUGCCAUCCACGGCUACCGGGAGACGGAGCGAGUGACUUGGGGAGCAGCGUGUGAGGAGAUCCUGACUCGUGUCCGGUCUGCAGCGUUUCCUGAAGGGAGUUCGCUGCUCGGCCCCGUGCACGUUCUGGACCUGGACAAAGCCGGCUACAUCAAGCCCCACAUCGACAGCGUCAAGUUCUGUGGCAGCACCAUAGCGGGGUUGAGUCUUCUGUCGGACAGUAUAAUGCGUCUAGUGAAGGAGGACGACUCCAGCGAGUGGCUGGACCUGCUGCUGUCCAGACGCUCCCUCUACAUACUGAGGGACCAGGCCCGAUACCAAUACACUCAUGAGAUCCUGAAAGAUGAGGAGUCUGUGUUUAACGGACAGAAAGUUCCCAGACAGCGCCGGAUCUCCGUCAUCUGUCGCAACCUUCCGGGUUAACACCUGCUUGGUCUCAGCUGGGAUGUUAGCGGAACAUAAGUGGGGUUUUAGUCCACAUCUUUGAGAAGUUAAAGCUGGUAUUUGUUGCACUUGACACUCUAAAAGAAAUCAGUCAAACAGAACCAGCAGAUGUUUCUAAGACUCUUAAUUAACAGAAUGUUCUCUUAUCGUUUGACUUCAUUCACCAGAUUAUCUUUAAAUGAUUUUACAACAUCCAGUUAUUCUUUCCUGCUACUGGGGAGUACGUCAGCUUCCAGUCUAUUUAAGAAUUUGUUGAUACAUAAAUGACUUCAACAUUAAAAUACAGGGAAGAUCCUUCCAUUCUAAGUCCUGUAUUUCUAUAAACACCAUCACUUUGGUGUUCCUCUAAUUCUGUAUAAUACAGAGAUUCUAUGCGAAGCAUUUCCAAUGCACUUUACCAAAUAAAAGGAAAAUGAAUGCAAUAAAG
Messenger RNA from Amphiprion ocellaris (clown anemonefish), 1247 nucleotides. It is a transcript of the gene alkbh7, whose product is annotated as alkB homolog 7. The transcript has 4 exons. Gene Ontology annotation, biological process: fatty acid metabolic process; DNA damage response. The record is from RefSeq and is a predicted model, not a curated record. Bases 107 to 799 code for a protein of 230 amino acids. Gene Ontology annotation, cellular component: mitochondrial matrix. NCBI's taxonomy places the organism in Eukaryota, Metazoa, Chordata, Actinopteri, Pomacentridae.